Messenger RNA from Volvox carteri f. nagariensis, 2796 nucleotides. RefSeq lists its product as uncharacterized. Lineage: Eukaryota; Viridiplantae; Chlorophyta; Chlorophyceae; Chlamydomonadales; Volvocaceae. The coding region runs from base 1 to 2796 and encodes 931 amino acids. The record is from RefSeq and is a predicted model, not a curated record. The transcript is spliced from 16 exons.
AUGGUCUCAGAAGCGCGCGCUAACGAACUGCAAAACCUUACAGUACCAAAGCUGUCAAUAACACGCGACGGCAGCAAUGGCAGGUGUGGUGCCGUGGCAGUAGUGGGACAGCUCUGGACAAACAAGGAUGACGAGAUGCAUGUGGAGUUCCACGGGAGGUGCACCCACGUCGACACUCCUUACCAGUCGCAGGAUGGACGUCGGAGCCGUGCGCUCACCAAGUUCUGCAUCGAUGUAGCCCAUACGGCGUGUGAACCUGGUUCAAAGCCUCAAACUCUGAGGGGUGCGUUGCUGCAAGUCUUGAGCAGGGAAAACCCUGACAUCAUCAACUGUGGGAAUACGGCACUGCAGCCAUCUGUGGAUGUCAUACGGAAGGAACUGGCGAAACAGCAGAAGGCGCGUACAUCCUUGUGGGAAUCCUCCCCCGCCGGUUCCAUCAUGGGCACUGUGACCGAGAUGCAAGCUAUUAUGGCUGCACGGCACGCUGACACGCUCACGCCUGCGAGCAAGAAAAAGGCAAUGCAUUGGAAUCUACUUGGGUACAUAUUUCACGUCUCCACCGUCCCCGCCCAAGUCAUAACUCGGACCUUGGAAGCCAUGUCGGUUUACCAUGCGCUGGAGAACGACCUACGCCUGGCCGUCAGCCCAGUCAUGAUCGACAGCUGCAGCAACCUGACUGGGACGCCGGUUGUAUUACAGCGUGUGCACCAUGUCGAGACGAAUGCCGCAGUGUUCGAGACUUCCCUGACUGAACUUGCGAAGGCGUGUCGCUUAGUACGAGGCCAGGGCGGUGCUAAGCUCCCUCCCCUAAUCUUCACCGAUGACUGCAAGGCUACACGGAAAGGCCACGCAAUGGCAGACGGAUUCGAGAACAUUGCGGCCCAGCUCCAGUACGUGCGUGCGGAGAUGGAACGCUACGAGCAGGCCAUCAAGGCUGUCGUGGCGCAGCUGCAGCCUGCAGGGGUGUACCAGUACACCAAGUAUCCAUCGGCGGAAAAUGAUGCACUCUUCACAUGGCUGGCGUUGCUCGUAACAGGCCAGACGGACCUGGACGGCAUCCAGGUGCUCACCCUUCAGCCGGUGCUCCCCAUAGUCCUGCAGGACGGUGGGUCAAAAGAUAACCCUGUGGGGUCACCGGAGGACAGGGCAGACCUGGCUGCUAUGCACGGGGAUGCACUAGCUAAGUUGUGGAGGCGAAUGGUGGACCUCGGUGUGACGUUUAAAGUGGUGUCAGAGCUGACGAUGAUUAAACGGCCAACCGUGAUGGCUGGAAAGGUCGUCCCAAGCCUGUGCGCUUCACAUGUGGUCCGCAGCCGCUUCCAGUACCCGCUGCACAGCCCCUUGUUCGCAUCUCUGAACAAAGCAGGCAGCUUCUUCGCACACCAUGAGUAUGGCCCUUUCCUUAUCGUCCGUCCGGGGACUGCAGCCGACAAGAAGAAUAGCAAGCAGCCUGUGUACGUGUACGUGUUCCCGGUGGUCCUUACUCUGACCGAUAAGGUGUUCGAGGUCCGCAGGUACAGGAACGACGUUGCGGGUUAUGAGGAGGCCUGUGAGGAGCACAGCGAUGACCUCGUCCAAACAUUACUGUCCAGCGAGCUUGCCACAUCAACGGUGCCCAAUGGCAGCAUUCCGCUGGACGAGGAGUCCACCAUUGUGGAGCCGCUGCCAGCAAAAAGUGCUGCUGUUGGCGUUGGUGUGCAAGUAUCGAACCCCCUGUUCUUUGUGGUCACACGUGGGGGAAAACAGAUGGUGCCACUGGUGAUGUAUUGGACGAACCUUCGCCACGACCUCCUGGUGUCAUCACCCUUGGCGCAUACCAUGUUCCCAUCACUUGACCGUGUGCGGGACACGGCUAUAACCCUUCCACGUUCGAUCACUUGGCGCACCACCGGAGGUGUAGAGGCAGUCAACAACGAUUCAUCUGCAAGCAAACUCGGCUUCUCUGGGAAACCACGGCCCUUCCCAGUCAUGCUGACUGUCCUAGCCGCUUUCGACCGCCAGCAUGGGCGUCUGGUGUUGGCGGACCUCAUGGCGGCUGGGGUCCCACUUGCAAAGCGCAGCUCUCGCUCACUAAAGGCCAUGCAGCACCAGCACUGGCUCAACAACAGACCCCUUGAUGAGAUCCGGGCAUCGAUUGCCACCAGCAGCAAGGCAGCGACCGCCAGUGAUGUCAUGGGGGAUAGCAAGCGGUUGGCUGUGCACAUGGACGCGUGGCUCCUGAACGUAUUCUGUGAGGCUCCACUUGUCCUCAAGACUGUAGGGGAUGUACUGGUUCGCUGGGGUGUCAUGGAUCCCACAGGCCAGCCAGAUGCCGCUAACGCCGGCAGCAGCAGGCUCAAUUGGCACGUCGCGGACGGCAGCGGUGCUGGCAUGGCGGUAGGCAGCGCUGCCGCGGCGGGUGUGCUGCCACACGCGGUCGGCGCUUCACUGCAGGAUGCCGCUAACGCCGGCAGCAGCAGGCUCAAUUGGCACGUCGCGGACGGCAGCGGUGCUGGCAUGGCGGUAGGCAGCGCUGCCGCGGCGGGUGUGCUGCCACACGUGGUCGGCGCUUCACUGCAGGAUGCCGCUAACGCCGGCAGCAGCAGGCUCAAUUGGCACGUCGCGGACGGCAGCGGUGCUGGCAUGGCGGAUGUGGCACUUCCUGUUAUUAACAAGUCACGCAUGGAGCAAAAGGACGCCUCGCCGGUGGAAGCUGGCCUUGCAAACCCUCAAAAGCAGGGAGAGACAUAUGCAGUCGGCCUGCCACCCACCCACAUCACCCACCCACCCACAAUGCUUAAAUCCAUUCACCCAUGA